Molecule: messenger RNA, 2658 nt
Organism: Lethenteron reissneri (Far Eastern brook lamprey)
Lineage: Eukaryota; Metazoa; Chordata; Hyperoartia; Petromyzontiformes; Petromyzontidae
Product: endothelin receptor type B-like
Biological process (GO): vasoconstriction; regulation of blood pressure; enteric nervous system development
Cellular component (GO): plasma membrane
Molecular function (GO): endothelin receptor activity
Source: RefSeq, a predicted model, not a curated record
AUGGCGCCCACGCCUCCUGCUCCUGCUGCUGCUCGGCUGAUGACGAUGUCGAUGUCGGGGCUGCUGCUGAUGAUGAUGCUGCUGAUGAUGUUGAGCUGCCUCGGGGCGCAGGCGGUGACCCUCCACGACACCGGCGCAACGCCGGCCCCCCAAAUGGGGGUCACCACCACCUCCGCCGAGGAACCCCCGAUCCUUCGCUCAACCGUGCACCCGACGGCAACCAGAAUCAUCGCCAUCGCCAAGGGCAACGGCAGCAGCAGCAGCAGCAAUAGCAGCGACGUCGUUAGCAGCGGCAGCUUCGGCAACAUCGUCAGCGGCGUCAGCGGCGGCGUCGGCGGCGGCGGCGGCGUCCCCCGGGCCCCGGGGAACGCUCGCGCACGAGGCCCCCCGCCGUGGAGAGCCCCGUGUGCGCGCCAGCUGGAGAUCCGUCGCACGUUCAAGGCGGUGAACACGGCGGUGUCGAGCGCCGUGUUCGUGGUGGGCCUCGUGGGAAACGCCACGCUGCUCAGGAUCAUCUGGCGCAACAAGCGGAUGCGCAACGGACCCAACGCGCUCAUCGGCAGCCUGGCCCUGGGCGACCUCCUCUACAUCGUCAUCGCACUGCCCGUGUCGGUGUACAAGCUCCUGGCCGAGGAUUGGCCGUUCGGCGUGGCACUCUGCAAGGCGGUGCCGUUCGUGCAGAAAGCGUCCGUGGGGAUCACGGUGCUGAGUCUGUGCGCGCUCAGCGUGGACAGGUACCGCGCCGUCGCGUCCUGGAGCCGCAUCCAGGGCAUGGGCGUGCCGCUGUGCACGGCGCUGGAGAUCGCCGCCAUCUGGCUGCUCUCGCUGCUGCUCGCGGCGCCCGAGGCCGUCGGCUUCGACCUCCUCGUCUCCGAGUACCGCGGCGUCACCCUGCGGACCUGCAUGCUCGCGCCGCAGCAGAGCGGCGCCUUCAUGCGCGUGUACAAGGUGGCCAAGGACUGGUGGCUGCUGGGCUUCUACUACUGCAUGCCGCUCGCCUGCACCGGCGCCUUCUACUCGCUCAUGGCGUGCGAGAUGCUGAGCCGGAAGCGCGGAGACCUCCGCCUCUCGCUCAGCGACCACCUCAAGCAGCGACGCGAGGUCGCCAAGACGGUCUUCUGCCUGGUGUUGGUGUUCGCCGUCUGCUGGUUCCCGCUGCACCUGAGCCGCACGCUCAAGAACUCCGUCUACAGCGCCGUGGACCCGGGUCGCUGCGACCUCCUCAGCUCCCUGCUGGUGCUGGACUACGUGGGGGUGAACAUGACCUGCAUCAACUCCUGCAUCAAUCCCAUCGCCCUCUACCUGGUGAGCAAGAGAUUCAAGAACUGCUUCAAGUCCUGCCUGUGCUGCUGUUGCGAGGGCAAGGCUCUGCUGGGGGGCCCUGGCCCACGGAACAAGGUCUUCUACAGCAAGUGGAGGGGGCGGGGGCCCCCCGAGUUGGGGGGCUCCGAGCGGAGCACGACGCGUUCCAGCCACAAGUACAGCUCCUCCUGAGCUACGGAGACGACGUGGAGACGACACGGAGACGACACGGAGACACGGGGACACGGGGACACGGAGACACGGGGACACGGGGACACGGAGACGUGGGGUGACGGAGAGACAUAGACACGGAGACGUGGGGAUGGAGGGAUGGAAACACGGGGACGGAGACAGAGACACAGAGACGCGUGGAGACGCGGAGACACGGAGACACGGAGACGCGGAGACACGGAGACGUGGGGAGACGGAGAGACAUAGACAAUGAGACGUGGGGAUGGAGACACGGGGACACGGGGACGGAGACAUGGAGACGCGCAGAGAUGCGGAGACGCGGGGACGCGGGGACACGGAGACACGGGGAGACGAAGACGCAGAGACACGGGGACUAAGAAGUGACAGCACGGAGACACGGGGAGACACGGGGACUUGGAGACUCGGGGAGACGUGACAGUACGGAGACACGGGGAGACACGGGGACUUGGAGACUCGGGGAGACGUGACAGUACGGAGACACGGGGAGACACGGGGACUUGGAGACUCGGCGACUCGUGGACUUGGGCACACGCGUGUACAGUGACACAAGCACAGAGGAGCGAGCGCGCACUCCGGAUGAACCUCACCAAACGUCGCUCAGAUCGACUCCUUCACUGGACGCUCACCCAGCUGCACUUGACCUCACUGGCGACAUCUCCCUCCUGACCCCCCCUCCCCACUCGCACUCACUGUGCCCCCCACCGUCGGGCGGCCUGGAGCCGCCCCCCCCGCUUUCCCCUCCUCCUCCUGCCCCCCCCCCCCGAGAGAGAGAGGGGGGUGGGGGUAGACCCGCGGAUCGGUCGUGUUUUUUUUUGUCGCGGUUUGAUUCUCACACCGAGGAGUUGCUGUAAUCUCCUCCACCCCCCCUCCCCGAAAUAAUUUGACGAUGAUGCAGCUUACCCCCCCACCCAGCCCCCACACGAUCACCCCCUUGAUGCGUACGCGCCCCCCCCCCUCCCCUCCCCCGCGCGAUUAUUCACCCAGUAGAGUAGAGGAGUAAAGGAAGAGUGUGAUGAUGAUGAUGACGGCGGUGCCAACUCUACCCAUUGACUCUUGUCUCAAUUCUGCAACGUGGCCCCAAUGAGUCUGAUGGGGACAGAGGUAUGUGGGGGGGACAGGGGUACGUGGGGGGGACAGGGGUCU